CAGAGGCUGGACUACAGCCUUUUCUGCAAAAAUCUUCCUUCCUCUCGGCUCCACUGCCUCUCCCUGAGCUAUCCUGCUGGUGAGGGAGAGCAGCUACCAGCAGCAUCAGUGCUGGCAUGGGGGGGCAGUUUCCCUGAACCCUCAUGCACACAUGCAGUCUCUGGGAUGUCUGCAGCAUUCAGCAUCAAAUAGGAGCGUGCUGGGCCUCCCUGGCCUCUCAGUGUAGGAGAAAAAUCUCAACGGUGGGCUGGGAGAAAUAUCAAGAGCCCUGGAGGCCAGGCUGCUCUCGGAGGAGGUAGAAGGAGCAGGCAUUUCCAAGGGGCAGCCUUCAUCCUCAUCCCUGGCACGCUGACAGCACCAUUGCACCCCUUCUGCCUGGCAGGAUGAUGGCACGGAGGUCACAGGGCGCGACGCCUGCAGCGACGCGGCCCCAGGAGAGCCCUGGGACUCCCUCCAUAUUUUAGCCCCGCAGUGCGAGGUAUACGUGUGUGUGGGCCCGGCGGAGGGCACGGAGCGCUGGCACGAGAGCAGGCGGUAUCCCCCACUCAGCCCCGGAGCUGAGGGCGAGCACAGAGAAACUGGCACCGACCCCAGCGCCUGUGCUGAAGCCAACUCCACGCUUGCCAGGGUGAGAUGGGGAUCUCUGGUGGUUUGGGUUAUUUUGGUCUCCCCAGCUCCUUGGCCCUUCAAUGCCGCUUUUGCUGGGCCCAUUCAGCAGGUUCCUGGGCACACAGACACGUUGAAUUUGCCCCUCUGGCUCUUCUGCCUUGGGCAGGUGGAAGAAAGAGCCCAUCAUGUGCAGGGAGGUGGAUUUGAUGUUCCUUAUGGGUCCCUUAAAACUUGAGAUAUUCUAUGAUUCUAAGGUCCUGAGAUGCAAGGGGGGAUCAGCUGAGACUCUUAGUCCCCACAACGGAGGCUCUCCCCCUAAAGAGCUCAUGAGAUUUGCUCUUGGAUACUCCCAUGUGGACUUUUCUAUGUUGUUUCUUGCCGUCAUUGGUCUGGCAUCAUCUUACACACACACAGCUCCUCUUCUGAUUCCUUUUUACCAGCAGCUUUGGGCUGAACAGGCUGUAAGUUUUCAUGUAUACUCUUACCUCCUUCCAGCCCACAGAAGCUACUAGUCCCCAUUGCAGAGAUCUGCCCUAUCCUGUCUCCCAGGAAGGGGAAAUGACCCGGCUGUGGGACAACACUUUGGGAUCGGGCAAACGGGACAUGAUGAGCUACUUGGGCCAUAAGGAGGAGGUGCGGUCACGAGCCCCACAGGCAGACAGACCCAGGUGGGCUCAGCCUGUUCCCUCUGGAUCCUGGGUGAGAACUGAAGCACAGGGCUUUAGGAAAGAAAUCUGUCCACUGAAAGCAGGUACUCUUGGUUUGCUCCUAUGUGAGAUCCUGGUUCUGGUUUGCUUUCCACCCAGGGGUCUCUGAGGUUCAAGGCAGAUCUCUGUUUAGAUUUAGCAUCUCUUUAUCUAAUUCUGGUCCCAGGAAGUGUUCAACACAUCCAUGGGCACUGUGUGAGAGUCCAUCUGUGUGUGUGCUGACUGUAAACCGUGGGCGUCUCGGGUGCUCUCUGUCUGCAUGGUUUGGCAUGCCCUCAGCUCGAAGUGUUCCAGUGCUCCCACCCUGCCUCGAGGGAGUCUGGGUUUUAUCUCUGCCCUCCUGGACCAUUUCUAGCUCUCCUCCGAAGACCUGCUUUGCCGUGGACGUGGUGGCAUCCCGCGUCGCUCGCGCCUCCCCCAGUAACGGCCUUCUCCCCGUCCCAGAGCGCCGUCCUGCCAGCCAGAAGCCCGAGGAGAGCUGGCCCAAGCACCGAAAAACAGACCCUCCCUGGGCAUCCACCCUGCCGCGCGGCCCGGCCGGCUCCCCGCCGGCCCGCAGCGACCUGCUGGGUGCCAGCGGGCCCCUCUCUGGCCCACGGCUCCGGGAGUGCCACGGGCACGGCGGCGGCGCGGAGGCGCGGCACGGGCUGGAGAGGCAGGAGUACACGGUGCUGGCAGACCUGCCCAAGCCCAAGCGCCUCGGGCAGCGCGACGCUGCUGACCGCUGUGGUUCCCGGACACUCAGCCCUGGCCGAGUGGAGGUGGAGAGGAUAUUUGGAUGUGAGCGCAGGAAAUCAGAGACGCUGGAGGCCUUCCAGGCUCUGGAGGAGGGCCGUGUGGAGCGGCUCGAUGGCAAGACGCCGGUGCCACCCAGCAAAGGCCACCUAACUCGGAGGCGGUCCAGCCCCAACCUGCCCAGGGAGGCUCAGCGACUCUCCUGGCAGCUCGAGCAGCGCAGCAGAGACCCCAAGGAGCCCCGGCGUUCCCCCAGCCCAGCUCGGCACCCCGAGAAGGCCGGCAGGACCCGGGGGGACUCCCCCCGCCCUGCCAGCCCCGGCUGGCUGCUGGAGAGAGGCAGCCGGAGCCCACGCUCCGCGAGCCCAGCCCGCAGGCCGGAGAGGAGAGCAGGGGAGCCCGUGAACCCUCCCUGUCGCACCGAGAGAAGCUGGAGAAGCCGAGGGGAGCCUGCCCGCCCCCCAAACUCGGAGAGGGGCCGAGGCACCUGGCAAGCAGGGGGUGUACGGCAGGCACUGGAGAAGAAGAGCCGAGGGGAUUCCCUGCAGCCCACAGGCGCUGGGAAGGGCUCAGAUAAUGUCAGGCUGAGCCGGGCAGGGCCACCACCACGGGCCCUCAGUCCCGGGAGGCGUGCAGAGAGCACGAGGAAAAGCCAAAAGGAGAUCUCCCCUCCCAGCUUGGUGCGAGGGGCAGAGAGGCAACGAGUGAAGCCGGGGGAGCCGCUGCACCUGGCAGGGCCCAGGAAGCCAUCGGAAUGCAGCUGGCAGAGCCUGCGGGAAAAGCUGACCUCCUCCCAGCCCGCAAAGGGCACCAGCAGCGACUGGAAAGGCCGGGGCAAGCCCCUGCGCCCCACAAGCCCAACACGGCCACUGGAGCAGGACUGGAGGGGCCGGGGGGAUGCCCACCAAGCACAGGUGUGGGAGAAGGACUGGAAGCGCCAAGAGAUGCCCGUGUGCCAUGCAGAUGUGAUGCGCCAGCUGGAAAGGGACUGGAAAAACCCUGCUAGAUGUCUGGAUGUGGGACUACGGCCGGAUGACAGCUGGAAAAGGCCUGAGAGUCCAGUACAGCAUCUGGAGGAGGACUGGAAGGGUCCCGAGCACGCACGAGAUACACACAGCCCUGAGAAGCCAUUGGAAACUGACUGGGGGAAGAAGAGUCUUCUCAUGUACCAUCCCCAGCUGGGUGGAAGCACCUUCCCACCACAAAGCAGCACUGGCUCCUCAGGAAGCCCGCAGCCACAUUUGAAUGCCAGUAAGAAGCGCAACAAGCCGGAUCUUCUCAAUUUCAAGAAGGGAUGGAUGUCCAUCCUGGAUGAGCCUGGAGAGUGGAAGAAACAUUGGUUCGUGCUGACCGACUCGAGCCUGAGGUAUUACCGGGACUCGAACGCAGAGGAGGCUGAUGACCUUGACGGAGAAAUCGACCUCCGUUCCUGCACGGAUGUGACGGAGUUCGCGGUGCAGCGCAACUAUGGCUUCCAGAUACACACAAAGGAUGCCGUCUUCACCCUGUCAGCGAUGACCUCUGGCAUCCGGCGCAACUGGAUUGAGGCCCUGAGGAAGAAUGUGCGCCCAGUCAGUGCUCCAGAUGUCACCAAACUCCCUGACUGUGACAAGGAGAACUUCCGUAACUGCGUUCCCCAGAAAGGCUCGCUGCGGGCGGAGGAGCAGCCGCGGCCGGGCUCGGGCUCCGAGGGGAGCUCAAAGGGCAGUCACUGGAAGGCGGAGGGGCAGCGCCAUGCCUUUGACUAUGUGGAGCUGUCUCCCUUGCCACAAGACCCUGGAAGUCAGGGCUCCCUGCAGAGGACGAAAGGGAGCUUGAAGGUCUGCGACCGAACUGCCAGGCAUGAGGAGCUGGAGCGGGAUCUGGCCAUGCGUUCAGAGGAGAGGCGGAAGUGGUUCGAGACCCCCGACGGCAGGGUCCCCAACAGCGAUGGCCCAGCAGGGGACCCUGCCCACAAGGCCGGGGAGCAGGACCUCCCCACUCCGCCGCUUUCGGAGGACCAACGGAUCCGUCUGAAUGAGGAGAUAGAGAAGAAGUGGCUGGAGCUGGAGCACCUGCCCUUGAAGGACUUGCGGCGGGUGCCCUUGACAACACUGCUGAACCAGAGCAAGGGGGGCCAGGGAGACACCAACGAGGCGCUGAAAAAGGAGAUCCAGUCACUGCGGGCGCAGCUGGAAUCCUGCCGGGCCAGAAAUGAGAGCCUUCGGGAGGCAGCAAAAUCCCAGGGGGACAGCCAUGUGCCCCGAGGGUACAUCUCACAGGAGGCCUGUGAGCGCAGCCUGGCUGAGAUGGAGUCAUCCCACCAGCAAGUGAUGGAGGAGCUGCAGAGGCACCACCAGCGGGAGCUGGAGCGGCUGCGGCAGGAGAAGGAGCGGCUCCUGGCAGAGGAGGCGGCGGCAACGGCAGCAGCCAUUGAGGCACUGAAGAAAGCCCACCGAGAGGAAAUGAAUAAGGAGCUGGGCAGGACACGGAGCUUCCAGCAAUGCAGCUCGCUCCCAGAAGCCCUCCAGAAGCAGCACCAGUUGGACGUGGAGUCGCUGAAGCGGGAACUGCAGGUGCUGUCUGAGCAGUAUUCCCAAAAGUGCCUGGAAAUUGGGGAGCUCACCCAGAAGGCAGAAGAGCGGGAGCAGAUGUUGGAGCGCUGUCAGCAGGAGGGGAAGGACCUCCUCCAGAAAAAUCAGGAGCUGCAGACCCGCCUCUCGGACGAGAUCGGGAAGCUGCGAAGCUUUAUUUCCUCGCGGGGCUCUGGGGACCGUGCUUCGCACAACAACGAGCGGAGUUCCUGCGAGCUGGAGGUGCUGCUGCGGGUGAAGGAGAAUGAGCUCCAGUACGUAAAGAAGGAGGUGCAGUGCCUCCGGGAGGAGCUGCAGAUGAUGCAAAAGGACAAGAGAUUUGCCUCAGGGAAAUACCAAGACGUCUAUGCAGAGCUGAAUCACAUCAAGGUGCGCUCGGAGCGCGAGAUCGAGCAGCUGAAGGAGCACCUGCGCCUGGCCAUGGCAGCUCUGCAGGAGAAGGAGUCGCUGUGCAACAGCAAGUAACGGUCAUCUCUACAUUUGUUAUCUGUUCUUGUUUUGUAUUUGCUCCAUUCCUCACUCAUGGGGAGAGGGAGGUUGAAUCCCUAUCCGUUGCCACCUUGGCGAGGAGUCUCACACACCCCCAACCUCUUCACUCCCCUCCCAAAGCUUUUUUGAUGAACCCUUUUUGCCUGCAUACCUGAGCACAUUGUUUGGACUGGCUCCUUACAUGCACCUUCCUCAGGAUUUUAUAUGUGAAAAUUAUAUUUUAUAGAGGAUUUUUUUUCCCCAUGGAAAGGAGGGGAAGAGGAGGAGGAAAAUUUUACUACAUCACCAGCAUUUUUCUAACCUGAAAAAGAGAACCUGGUUUUUCCCCCUUUCCUAGCCCCAUUUCUCCUGGCCACACACCUUUGGCACAUAUUCCCUCUCUUCCAAAUGUCUCCACGGUCCCCCUGGGAUGUACGGCAAGGACCAUGCCCCCUCCCUGUGCCACCCCAGGGACCUGCGGAGAAGACACGCGAGCCAUAGGAGGAACGCUGGGGCUGUCUGCCUUGGAUGUGCCUGCCUGAGACGGUUGAAAGAGGACACCUUGGCACGAGUCCACAUGACCGAGCUCUCUCUCCGUGGCUGCCCUUUUGGCUCCUGCAAGAACCUGCACUGGCAGGAGCCCAGAGCCACGGGGCUUCUCCUUUCUGGGGAAGAGGAGCUGUGAGGCUGCUACCGCACCCGCCCGAGCCAACCUCCCCAAGGUGACAGCUGCUGCUGCUCCGCUGUGCCCUUCAACUUUUAACUUAAUAAAAUCUUCCCCUUUCGCUGAGAAAAA
This is a messenger RNA of Passer domesticus (house sparrow), 5888 nucleotides long. RefSeq names its product TRIO and F-actin binding protein (gene TRIOBP). The coding region runs from base 1586 to 5089 and encodes 1167 amino acids. Lineage: Eukaryota; Metazoa; Chordata; Aves; Passeriformes; Passeridae. Gene Ontology annotation, biological process: positive regulation of substrate adhesion-dependent cell spreading. The record is from RefSeq and is a predicted model, not a curated record. Gene Ontology annotation, cellular component: actin cytoskeleton. The transcript has 18 exons. Gene Ontology annotation, molecular function: actin filament binding.